UGAUGCUCGCCCUGACGGCCGUCAAAGCCGGCGUCGGCGAGGGUCCCGGCUCGGCUCCUCCCGGCCUGAAGCUGCUGAUCGGCUUCCAGGCUCCUUGGAACUCGUCAUUCCCCUUCAGUGCCCAGCGGCUGGGCUCCGCAAUCCAGAUCGCCGUAGACAAAGUGAACGGGAAUCCUACCUUCUUGGGCAACUACACAUUGGGCUUCGUCUACAUGGACACGGCCUGCAGCCCCAAAUUGUCUUUGGCGGGAUUCAUUCAGCAGGUGUGGAGGGACAACGUGUCCGCCGUCUUUGGUCCAGCGUGUCCGGAAGAAGCUGAGGUGACCGGCCUGAUGGCGUCCGCGUGGAGCAUUCCCAUGUUCGGUUUCGUGGGACAAUCAUCCAAGAUGGACAACAGCGACGUGUACGACUCGUACGUCAACGUGUUGCCGCCGCUCAAGAGGAGCUCCGAGGUGCUGGUGAAGACCUUGGAAUUCUUCGGGUGGACGCACGUGGCCAUGAUCGGCGGCGGCCAGGACUCCAAUACGUGGGACAAAGUGGACGGGCUGUGGAAAACGGUAGAGACGCCUUUGAGGUCAAGGUUCAAACUGAAGGCUGCCGUCAAAUUCGACACCAGCGACAGAAGCCUGGUUUACCGCAACGUUAAGUACAUCGCCACUGUGGCUAGAGUGAUUGUGGUCCUGACCAACAAGGAGGACUCUCUGACGCUGCUGUUCGAGGCCGAGCGUCAGGGCUUGAUGGGCGGCGAUUACGUGUUCUUCCUGGUGCAACAUUUUGAGGACUUCGUGUGGAAAUAUUCAACGGACGGCCAAAUGAACCGAGCGGCCCUCCGAGCCUUCGAUAUGACCUUCAUCAUUGGCCAGAAAUCGUACGAGGGCUACGAGUACUACGACUUCUUCGAGCGGGUUUUUGAGAGACUCAGAGGACCUCCGUUUGACAGCAAUUUGACAUCCGAGAGAGAGGUGAGCACCUACUCUGCCUACCUGCACGACGCCGUGCUGCUUUACACCAUGGCCUUGAAGGAGGUCUUGAGAGACGGCAAGGAUCCUCACAAUGGACGUCAGGUUCUACAGAAACUGAAGAAUAAAAAUAGCAUUCGCUUCUAUGGAGCUUCAGGACUGGUCCACUUUGACGAGGACGGGGAGAGAAAUCUGGACUAUUCGAUUUAUGACCUGCAGUACACCGGAGAUGCCGCCGCAUUUGUCCCCGUCCUCCAUUUUGACAGCCACAGCAAAAGCAUACGGCCGACACCCAUGUUCACCGCAGUCACCUGGCCCAAAGGAAGACCCCCGUCUGACAACCCCGAAUGUGGCUUCAACAACGAGUUGUGCGAAUGGCUAAGCAACGAUAUCAUCCUACUGUCUCUGCUGGUCACGUUCCCAGUCAUCGGCGUGUUGGCCGUGCUGGGCAUCGGCGUCCUGGUCCUGCAGAAGCUGCGCCUCCAGACCAGCCUGGAGGACUCUCGCUGGUGGCUCAUCGACUACGGCGACAUCACCAUCAUCAGGGAGGCGUCAGUACGUGACCUUGGAGGACGUUGCGCAUUGUGGCGCGUUGUUUUGAUUGGGGCGGUCUCUAUCCAGGGGAAACCGAGCGUGUCGCUGAGCACCUCCAGAACCCUGAGUGGCAGCGGAGGUUCGUACUCCACCUUGUCUCACAACAGUUGCGGUUUCAAGGACAAGCGGGGCAAAGAGCGGAUAUACGCCACCGUCGGCCUCUAUCAGGGGAAUUACGUGGCCGUCAAGUACAUCAAGAAGGAGGUUUGCGAGAAACUCCAGCGGGCCUCCGUCCUCGCCGAAUUCAACGUGAUGAAGGAGAUGAAGCACGAGAACCUGGUGCAGUUCUUCGGCGCCUGCGUGGAGCCUCCAAACGUCUGUCUGGUCACGCAGUACUGCAGGAAAGGCAGCCUGAAGGACGUCUUGAAGGCUUCCGAUGUGGAGCUGGAUGGGAUAUUCAAGCUUUCCUUCGCUUACGACAUCGUAAACGGAAUGAAUUUCAUCCACAAGAGCAGACUCAAGUUCCACGGCAACCUCAAGACCAGCACCUGCAUGGUGGACAGCCGGCUGCAGGUCAAACUCUCCGGGUUCGGCCUGUGGGAGUUUAAAUAUGGCGGUAAAGGCAACCGUGGCCCGCCGGGAACUCCCAAAUAUGAAGGUUUGUACUGGACAGCCCCGGAGCUUUUGAGACAAGUCGUCCCGGAGGUCAACGGGACCCCCAAAGGUGACAUCUACAGUUUUGCCAUCAUCCUGUGGGAGCUCAUGUACAACUCCAAGAGCGGGCCGUACCACGACGUCGACCUGGAGCCCAAAGAGAUCAUCGCGAGGCUGCGGGGGCCCUUCCACGGCGAGCCUCUCAGACCUCCGCUGUCCGACCUGUGCGACGGCAACAUCAACGCGCUGCUUCGGGUCUGCUGGAACGAAAACGCUGAUCACCGGCCGCCAUUCAGGUCUAUUCUAAGACAGCUGAAGGAAGCCAGCCCAGAGAGUCAUGCAAACAUUCUGGACAACAUGGUGGCGAAGCUAGAAAAAUACGCCAAUCACCUGGAGGUGGUGGUGGAAGAGAGGACAAAUCAACUCGUCGCCGAGAAGACCCGCGCCGACAAGCUUCUCUCCAGCAUGUUGCCGAGGUACAUCGCGGACCAGCUGAUGGCGGGGAAGUCGGUGGAGCCUCGCAGCUACGACAUGGUCAGCGUCUUCUUCUCCGACAUCGUGGGCUUCACCUCCAUGUGCGCCAUCAGCUCGGCCAUGGAGGUGGUCAUGUUCCUCAACGACCUCUACAGCCUCUUUGAUGACAUCCUCCAGACGUACGACGUCUACAAGGUGGAGACCAUCGGUGAUGCUUACGUGGUGGCCAGCGGUCUGCCCAUCACCAACGGCCAACGGCACGCCGUGGAGAUCGCCACCAUGGCCCUGCACUUCCUGAGCGCCAUCAAGCGCUUCCGAAUACAACACAUGCCCUCAGAGAGCCUGGCCAUCCGCAUCGGUGUCCACUCGGGUCCAGUGGUCGCCGGAGUCGUCGGGAGCACGAUGCCUCGCUACUGUUUGUUUGGCGAUACGGUCAACAUGGCCUCUCGAAUGGAGAGCAACAGCUUACCCUUGAAGAUUCACAUCUCUCAGUGCACGGCUGACAUUCUGGUCCAGGUGGGAUCAUUUGAGCUGGAGGAAAGGGGAGAAAUUGAAAUGAAGGGUAAAGGCUGCCACAAGACCUACUGGCUGUUGAGCAAACAGGGUUUCAACCCUCCUUCACGGGAUGCUCAAAGACCCGCGCAGGCGGACGCGAGCCUCCAGCUGGCAGCAGAGGUAUACCCGGGAUUCAUCUUCAUACUCCUCUUCUUGUUCUUGACGUUGCUGUUGUUUCAUAUUGUUUUUUUUUUGUGGUGUGUCCAGGGAACUGCGAAGAAAGCUGCCAGCGGGGACGUUGCCUUACCUCCAGUGGAUGUUUAGUUUACCCGUAAUAAUAAUAUAUGAAAAUAACACUUAC
Molecule: messenger RNA, 3477 nt
Organism: Hippocampus zosterae (dwarf seahorse)
Lineage: Eukaryota; Metazoa; Chordata; Actinopteri; Syngnathiformes; Syngnathidae
Gene: gucy2g
Product: guanylate cyclase 2g
Exons: 19
Coding region: 3-3440 (1145 amino acids)
Biological process (GO): intracellular signal transduction; receptor guanylyl cyclase signaling pathway; protein phosphorylation
Cellular component (GO): membrane
Molecular function (GO): peptide receptor activity; protein kinase activity; guanylate cyclase activity
Source: RefSeq, a predicted model, not a curated record